This is a messenger RNA of Pogoniulus pusillus (Red-fronted tinkerbird), 582 nucleotides long. RefSeq names its product SNAP associated protein (gene SNAPIN). Gene Ontology annotation, molecular function: SNARE binding. The coding region runs from base 31 to 408 and encodes 125 amino acids. The record is from RefSeq and is a predicted model, not a curated record. NCBI's taxonomy places the organism in Eukaryota, Metazoa, Chordata, Aves, Piciformes, Lybiidae. Gene Ontology annotation, cellular component: BORC complex; synaptic vesicle; BLOC-1 complex. The transcript has 4 exons. Gene Ontology annotation, biological process: lysosome organization; regulation of synaptic vesicle exocytosis; endosome to lysosome transport.
CUGCCCGCAGCCCUCCCGUGCGGUGCGAAGAUGGCGUCGGGCGGCGGCCCCGCGGCUCGGGAGCUGUUCGCCGAGGGCCUGCUUCAGUUCCUGCGGCCCGCGGUGCGGCAGCUCGAUGGGCACGUUCACGCCGUCAGGGAGAGCCAGGUAGAGCUGCGGGAGCACAUCGACAGCCUGGCUACAGAGCUCUGCCGCAUCAACGAGGACCAGAAAGUGGCACUGGACCUCGACCCCUACGUGAAGAAGCUGCUGAACGCACGGCGCAGAGUGGUGCUGGUCAACAACAUCCUGCAGAACGCUCAGGAACGGCUGCGGAGGCUGAACCACAGCGUGGCCAAGGAGACACUGCGGAGGAAGGCCCAGCUGGAGGCCACUGGGGGCUACCCCCAGGGCUUGCCUGGCAAGUAGACAGCAGAGCAAGCUGCUGGCAAGGGGACCAGCAACCCCCUGGUUGUAGCAAUGUCUACAGGACAGAGUAAGAAGUCCUGCACAGUGAGGUUGCAGCUGAAGGAGCUGGGGGGUACCUCAAAGUGUAUUGCACCAUUUGUAGGCAGCAAAAUAAAAGGGACUGCUUGGGGCUUA